Cuscuta epithymum is the source of this 6103-nucleotide messenger RNA. NCBI's taxonomy places the organism in Eukaryota, Viridiplantae, Streptophyta, Magnoliopsida, Solanales, Convolvulaceae. The record is from the annotation of a GenBank genome assembly.
CCAAAAUUAAGUUUUGUCUUUGAAUCCUACUUUCCAGAAUUCCAAACGGACAACAAUAAUAGAGUAUAUUUAUGGAGUUAAUUUGUAAUUUGUAAAACUCUGAUUCAUUAUAAAUAUAACUGGAAGGGCUACCUAUUGGUAAGCCACUUCUAUUAUUUCACAUGGUAAUAUGGUAUACUAUCGUAUAUCAGACCACUAGGUUUUUCUCCUCAACCCUAGCCUACUCACGUACUUCUUCCUCCGUACAAUGGCGUCUUCCGCUUCCUUACCAGCGUCGACGUCCAUAGGAGCUUCAAGUUCCAUGACUUCUUCUGGCUCCAUGGCUUCUUCUACAUCCACGUUCCCUGUCUCCAGCACUGUCAUUCAGUCUUAUGCGGCUUCUUCUUCGCCAAUUUCUGUGCGCCCCAGCUCCUCCUCCGUAUCUGGGUUUCCGCCGCCAUUCACGUGGACUCCAUCUUCCCCGGCAGUUUUCCCUUCUUCUCUCGCCUCGGGUUCCAUGCAAUCGUUGUUCAAUGCUCUGCCUCAGCUUGACAUUGCUCCUCCUCUUCAUCUACGACUGGGUUCUUCCUCCGCGUCCUCUCAAUUCAGCGGACCAACCCUUGCAGGCUCUCCAGGUAUUUUGCCGACUUUCUCUCCAGCGGUUCAACGCCCCCCUCUUCUGCAGCAACAGUCAUCCUCUAUCUCUGCUAUUGCUCAAAAUUUGGGUUAUUCUACACACAACGUUACUGCCAUUGUCACUACAAAAUUGUUGGCCAUUGAGGAUUAUCUUCCUUGGAGGACCCAAUUCGAGUCUUUCUUAGUUUCUCAAGGAUUGCUCGGUAUCAUCGACGGCAGCCUACCCGCCUCUCCGUUGUAUGUGGCUGAUUCCUUCAACAUCCAAUCUAUUCAUCCGGGUUAUUAUCAUUGGCUGCGUCUUGAUCAAACAGUCCGGUCUUGGAUUUUCGCUACCUUAUUCCGUGACCUUCUCAUUGAUGUCCAUGAUAUAAAAAAUGCAGCCCAAAUUUGGGAACGACUUCAGUCCCGGUUCAUGUCCGCUAGCUUGAAUCGCUCCUUGGAACUCAAGAGGAUGCUCUCUCAUAUGAACUUAUGAAGAAAAAGCCUAAAGUGACUAUGGAGCAAUAUGUCCGGGAAAUCAAGACCAUAGCGUCCUCGUUGGCGUCCAUCAAUUCUCCCGUCUCAAAUAAAGAACUUAUCCAAACUACUCUUUUGGGUUUGGGUCGGGCAUAUGAAUCAUUGAUCACCAAUAUUUCUCUUUUCCCUGGUCAACUUACGUUUGAUGACCUCGGCACCAUCCUAGUUGAGCAAGAAAGCCGCCUGGAAUAUCUUUACAGUCAAGAGGCAGACUUUGGUCAACCUGCUUUUGCUACUUCUUCCACUUCUGGAGGACCAAAAUCUGGCCGUGGGAAUUUUUCUGGACAACAGCGUGGCAGGGGAGGUCGUGGCCUAUGUGGAGGGCGUGGGCGUGGAGGUCAUGACAGGGGCCGACCGACAGUUUAUGGUCCCACUGGUACGCAACAUGGCACCAAUAAUGCGGGUCACUCAGGUAUCUUCCACCUUCUUUCUUGGAAGUUGCCAAGAGACAUAUAACACCUUCUAGGAAGGAGGUAUCAAACACAUGAACAUGGAGAAGAUUUCUUGGAGAUAGCUAGGAAACUCCCUAGCAAUGAGAAUGGAAGCUUGGAUGCAACUUCCUCAUGUCUCCCAUAUACACCUAUAAAUAGAGAGUGUAUUGUUGUUCAUUGUAUCAGUUUAGAAAGUGGAAAAAGUGUGUGAAGAGUGAAAUACACUUAGAGUAGAAUUGUAUUGGUGAGGAUUGGUUUUUGUAAUAGUUGAGUGUGAGAGUUUGCUCCUCCUAUUGUAAUUCUGUUCUUGAUAUUGAAUAGAAGAAUUUUCCAAUCCCAACAAGUGGUAUCAGAGCGAGGUUGAGUUUUCAUACACUGUUUUCUCAUUUUCAGAUAAAUUUCUACAGGUUAGAAAAUCGUGAUUUUUCAAGUUGCUCGGAAUCACGAUCUGAUCAUACCGUUAGAUUCAUCUCGUCGAGACGAGAAAUCUGGUAUUUUUGGGAAAUUUUUUGGCCACCGGAAGAGGCCGUACGCGCCGCCCAAACACGCCGGAAAACUGCCUGCGUCAUCAUUGCGUCAUCACGCAGUCCAGAGGAAGAAGACGAGCCACGUCAGCCGCCGCGUCAGCCGCCACGCCAGUCCACGUAAGCGCCACGUCAUCCGCCACGUCAGCCGUGCAAGCCAUCCUCUAGGUGCCACGUCAGCGCCACGUCAGUGACACGUGGCGCCACGUCAGCGCCAGCGCAGAGCCAGCUGUUGCCACGUCAUCCACCUGCUGGUCUGCUCACUGGGUUGCUGCCUGAACCGGACCGAACCGGUUCGUACUUGUGGAGGCCGGUUCACCCAUUUUCAGACCGGGUUCCUACCAUUUUCGGCCAUUCCGGAUCCAACGGUGAGCUCCGUUUGUCCAAAUUCGGCUCCGAAAAUAAGGUAAGAGAUAUUUUGAGCGUUUUAUUAUGGAUAAAUCAUCAUCGGACACCAUGAUUGCGCUCACUUCCACAAAUUACAAUAUGUGGAAGCCUCAGAUGGAGGAUUUGCUAAAUUUGAGGGAUUUAGCUGAUCCUCUUGAUAAUAAUGGCGUGAAACCGGAUAAAAAGACGGAUGAAGAAUGGACAAAAAUGAAUAGAAAAACUGUCACACAAAUUCGGCAGUGGAUCGAUCAUAGUGUGUUCCACCAUGCUGCGCAAGAACAAAGUGCUUACACACUAUGGGAGAAGCUUGGUAGCAUGUAUCAAGCAAAAACCGCCCGAAAUAAGACAUUACUAAUGAGGAGAUUAGUAAACCACAAGUUACGAGGAGGUAUUUCGGUGUCAGAACACACCAGUCAAUUCCAGGAUCUUGUGAAUCAGUUGAGCACCACCAGAUGGGUUCUCAAAGAUGAAGAGCAUGCAAUACUACUCUUGAGCUCUCUACCUGACAGCUGGGAGACUCUUGUUGUCACUCUCAGCAAUUCUGCUCCCAAUGGCAAAGUGACUAUGCAGAUGGUCACAGAUGCCCUUAUGAACGAAGAAGCCCGAAGAAAAGAAGCCGGGACUGAAAAAUCAUAUGCCUUCGUGUCAGAAACCAACAGACGAGGGGGAGGCAGAAAUGGAGGAAGAAGUCGAGGUCGAGGUAAAGGCCAAGGUCAAAACAGAGGAAAUUCUCAAGUUCGCGGCCGAUCACAAGAACGAGGUAUGUCCUGUGAAAACAAUACUUGGUUUGAAGGAUAUUGCAACUAUUGUGGUAAUUAUGGGCAUAGAAAAAGAGAUUGUAGAAAGUUUCUACGAGAGCAGCCACAGACGAGUCAAAAUACUAGCCAAGAAGAUGGUGUGACUAUGGUUAGUUUGUCAUCAGACGUGUGUCUUGUUACACAUGGUGAACAAGAAUGUUUACACGUAGGUACUCAUGAUGUUGAGUGGGUGAUUGAUACAGCCGCAUCAUUUCACGCCACUCCACACCAGAAUUUAUUCACAUCUUAUAAGUCCGGGGACUUUGGAGAUGUGAAGAUGGGAAACACCAGUUUCUCGAAGAUUGUUGGCAUUGGUGAUGUGCACAUAACAACCAAUGUCGGAUGCGCACUUGUGUUGAAAGAUGUUCGACAUGUUCCGGAUCUUAGAUUGAAUCUCAUCUCCGGUACAGCUCUGGAUCAACAAGGAUAUCUUAACAGAUUCAAAGAAGGUACGUGGAAGUUAUCUAAAGGUUCUUUGGUUGUUGCAAGAUGCCAUAUUUGUGGUACUCUUUAUAAAACUCAUACAAAGUUGUGUCAUCCGAGUCUCAAUGCUGUUGAAGAAGAUAUAUCACCAAACUUGUGGCACCAGAGGUUACGCCACUUGAGCGUGAAGGGAUUGACAACUCUUGCUAGGAAGGAAAGGAUUUCCAUGGGCAAAGGUGUUGCCCUAGAUCCAUGUGAGCACUGUCUAUUUGGGAAACAACACAGGGUUUCCUUCAGUUCUACCAGGAAGAACCAUACAGAGUUACUCAGUCUUGUACACUCUGAUGUAUGCGGACUCAUUGAAGAGGAGUCACUUGGAGGAAGCAAGUAUUUCGUGACAUUCAUUGAUGAUGCAUCACGAAAGGUAUGGGCUUAUUGUUUGAAGAGUAAGGAUCAAGUGUUUGAUCGCUUCAAAUUAUUUCAUGCCAUGGUAGAAAGAGAAACAGGGAAGAAGCUGAAGUGUCUACGUUCAGACAAUGGAGGAGAGUACACUUCCCGAGAGUUCUCAGCAUAUUGCGCUGCAUACGGAAUCAGACAUGAGAAGACGGUUCCACGAACUCCACAACACAAUGGUGUAGCUGAAAGAAUGAAUCGGACCAUUAUGGAGAAAGUUCGUUGCAUGCUGAGUAUGGCUAAACUACCUAAGCCAUUCUGGGGUGAAGCUGUGCUGACAGCUUGUUAUCUUAUAAACAGGUCACCUUCUGUUCCUUUAAACUUUGAAGUGCAAGAGAAGAAAUGGUCAAGAAGAGAUGUUUCUUACUCUCACUUGAAAGUGUUCGGGUGCAAGGCAUUUGCACAUGUGUCCAAGGAGUUGAGACAGAAGCUUGAUCUCAAGUCAAACCCAUGUAUCUUCAUCGGCUAUGGUGAUGAAGAAUUUGGAUACCGGUUGUGGGAUCCCGAAGUGAAAAAGUUGUACGAAGCAGAGAUGUUGUAUUUCAUGAAAACGAGUUUCAUGGGUGUGUUCCAAUAAUCCGCCAACAACAUACUCUAGAAGACGAAGUGCCUGUAUCAUUAAACAUUCCUCUCAGCGACGAGGAGAUGCAUGAUACCACUGAACAAGAGAGUGAUGGUUCAGUAGGUGAUGAUGAUACUCACAGUGAUGAUAUUCCUCAGCAGGGGGAGCCUUCAUCUGAAGACGAAGCUGAAGGUACUCAUGUUAGACGUUCUAUGCGAGACAUAGUUCCACAUAGAAAGUAUUCCACAUCCAAAUGGAUACUUGUUGCUAGCGAGGGGGAGCCUGCGAGCAUCGCAGGAAUGAGAGAAAUAAAGAAAAAGGUGGAUGGAGAGAUUUGUAUGUAUCUUCCACAUUCUUUCUUGGAAGUUGCCAAGAGACAUAUAACACCUUCUAGGAAGGAGGUAUCAAACACAUGAACAUGGAGAAGAUUUCUUGGAGAUAGCUAGGAAACUCCCUAGCAAUGAGAAUGGAAGCUUGGAUGCAACUUCCUCAUGUCUCCCAUAUACACCUAUAAAUAGAGAGUGUAUUGUUGUUCAUUGUAUCAGUUUAGAAAGUGAGAAAAGUGUGUGAAGAGUGAAAUACACUUAGAGUAGAAGUGUAUUGGUGAGGAUUGGGUUUUGUAAUAGUUGAGUGUGAGAGUUUGCUCCUCCUAUUGUAAUUCUGUUCUUGAUAUUGAAUAGAAGAAUUUUCCAAUCCCAACACUGCAGGCUCUCCAUCAGCUAAUGGCAUUUUAGGUUCCGUCCUUCCCCAAUCAUGUGCCAAAUUUGUUUCUCCCCAGGUCAUUCCGCUGCAUCUUGCCCCUCUCGUUUUGUUCCGUCCAAUGCGCCAGCACUGAUUGUUCCCUCCGGUGAGACUAAUGAUGCUCUGUGGUAUCCCGACUCGAGAGCUUAUGCUCAUAUGACCCCUGCAGCAGGUGCUAUUUUAGGUGCACCCACAAGCACACCCAAGGGUGCAAAGCAACAAAGAGUACCAAACCACAUACUUUGGUAACCACACCUGCAAAGAGGACCCAUAUUAUGCUCCCAAUCAACUACAACCAGAAGAGGAAGAGAAUGAACAUUCUUCUUCCUCCAAAUAUUAUCACAAGGAAGAUGAAUCUUUAACUGUUUCUGGAUCGGAUGAGUCAUCACUACUUCCUGAAGAAAUGAUCCAAUUUAAUCCUCAAGGAGCUAAUAACAAUGUUAAUAACAUUGAGUCUCAUAGCUGCUUCGAAAAUCUGGACAAUAUUCUCUCAAAAAAUCUGAACAAUAUUCUCUGGUCGGAUGAGAUGUUACUCCUCAAUUUCUUAGACAACCAAUCAUCGACAAUAUGUAUAAAUGUGUCAUGUGUGUGUUUGUUUGUCUAUAAUCUAGACACACACAUACAUUAAUUCUCCUACAUACAGUGGUAAAAAAA